CCCUGCUUGAUAACAACAUUUUGGCGGCGUUUCUGUUUACCCACCGUUCUGUUUACCUUUUAUUUUAUAAUUAUCAAACAAUGUCUAUCACUUUGGAUUUUAAUAGCAAAAACCUAGCCAAGAGCAAACAUUUGGAUCUACACUACUUGCCGGCAAAAAUAGAUGGCGAUGGCGAAGCAAAUGUCGAGCAAUAUUUCAACAACUACACAAAAGAAGCAACCGACUUUGGCAGUGGAAUUCUAACGAAUGCUUUGCGGGGAUACCCAUUGAUGGGAGAGCAGCUAAAAGUACCCGCAGGAUUUAGGGGUUUAGUUCUCCAAGAAACAAGCAAACCCAUAAGCGAAUCUUCCGACCGACAGUUGCGUCUUACUGGAGCUUUCGAAGAAUUUACCUACUGGAACUACGACAAAGUGCCCUCUAAUGGUGACGCCUUUCGGCAGGCAAUUCUCUUGGUGGAUGUGGCCAAAGCUCUGUCACAGCCCGUCAGCGAACAGGAUUUGGAGGCUGAAAUUGCUCGAAAUAAGGAAAACACCAAGGAAAGCCCUUAGCUUUAGUUCCGCUUAUAGCGUUUUUAUUUAUUACUUCAAAAUCUAAUUCAAUACAUAUAUAUCCUUACAAUUCGUA
Molecule: messenger RNA, 624 nt
Organism: Drosophila eugracilis
Lineage: Eukaryota; Metazoa; Arthropoda; Insecta; Diptera; Drosophilidae
Exons: 2
Coding region: 81-548 (155 amino acids)
Biological process (GO): RNA catabolic process
Cellular component (GO): ribonuclease H2 complex
Source: RefSeq, a predicted model, not a curated record